UCUGGGGUCGCUCUUCAUGCGACACUUCCGGCGGAAGUAACCAACACUGAGCUAGCAGCGUUAGCUUCCAGCUUCUUUGUGUUUAUCGGCCGUUAAAAAAGCGGCUUUGCUGAAAGUUGAAGAGUCUGUAGCAACAAGAUCUUCGGUUAGAAUCGAUCAGAGAGAAUCGAUCAGAGAGAAUCGAUCAGAGACGAUCAACAGCGGCGGAGGAAGAAUCGAUCAGCAGAUUUGUCACAUUAUGUCUGCCAUUAAGCAAGAUGUUCUUGCUCAUCAAUUUAACCUCAACCAACAAGAGAUUUCUGCUGUAGAUCCAACAGAAUCUCAAAAAAUCAAGGAGAGAGAAGAGGAACCAGAACUUCCAGAAGUCAAAGAGGAGUACGGAUCAGAACCUCUAAAGCAAGGAGAACAGAUAACGGACGACUUAACAGAAACAGAUUCUCUUGAAAUCAAAGAGGAACCAGAGGAACUAGAACUGCAACAAAUGAAGGAAGAAGAUUGUCAAUCAGGAUCUCAGCAGGUGGUCAAGACUGAUGAUGAAGACAUGAGCCAGGAUGAAAAGCAAGAGACCCAUACGUUUAUGGUACCAGGUUCUGGAUCAGUAGACAUCAAAGUAGAACCAGAGGAACUGGAGCUGCAACAACUGAAGGAAGAUGAUGGGCAAUCAGAAUCCCAGCAGAUGGUAAAGAUUGAGGCUGAAGGCAUCAAUCAGGAUUAUAACCAGGAAGUACUGAAGCAGGAGACGGAUCCAUUAAUCCCAACUGCGACUAAUAAUGAAACAGAUCACCAACAACCAGAACUCAGUGGAAACCAAAUGUUCUCACAUCAGAAGAGAGUUGAGAAAACCAGAGCUGACAAUGCAGAGAAAGGCGUGAAGGACAAGGAACUUUACAGAUUAAAAAAAUGUAAGCAGUGUAAUGUAUGUGGAAAAAGUUUCAAAUUAAACACAGAGUUAACGAUCCACAUGAGAACUCACACAGGUGAGAAACCUUUCUUAUGUGUAACCUGUGGAAAAGGUUUCAGUCAAAAAUGUAAUUUGAAUAGCCACAUGGGAACUCACACAGGUGAGAAGCCUUUCUCAUGUGAAAUCUGUGGGAAAUGUUUUCGGCAAAAAUAUAUUUUGAUUAGCCAUAUGAGGACUCACACAGAGGAGAGAGCUUUCUCAUGUGUAACUUGUGGGAGAACGUUCCGUCACAAGUGUAGUUUGAAUAAUCACAUGAGAACUCACACAGGUGAGAAACCUUUUGCAUGUAUAACCUGUGGAAAAGGUUUCAGCGAAAAAAAUACUUUGAUUAGGCAUAUCAGAACUCACACAGGUGAGAAGCCUUUCUCAUGUAAAAUCUGUGGGAAAUGUUUUCGUCAAAGACAUAUUUUGAAUACCCACAUGAGAGUUCACACUGAGGAGAGGCCUUUCUCAUGUGCAACUUGUGGAAAAGGUUUCAAUCAAAAAGCCAAUUUGAAUAGUCACAUGAGAACUCACACUGGUGUGAAGCCUUUCUCAUGUGUAACCUGUGGAAAAUGUUUCAAUCAAAAAAUCCAUUUGGAUAACCAUGUGAGAAUUCACACAGGUGAAAAGCCUUUUUCAUGUGAGACCUGUGGAAAAUGUUUCCGUGAAAAGCAUGUUUUGAAUACCCACAUGAGAACUCACACAGGUGAAAAGCCUUUCUCAUGUGUAACCUGUGGAAAAUGUUUCCGUGAAAAGCGGAUUUUGAAUAGCCACGUGAGAAUUCACACAGGUGAGAGGCCGUUCAUAUGUGGAACCUGUGGGAAAUGUUUUGGCCAUAAAAAUAGUUACACUUACCACAUCAGAACUCACAAAAGAGAAACCUUCCACCCAUCCUGCUUGUCCAAAUGACGUCUGUUCCAGCUCUAAUUUGACAUGCGGUAAAAUUUUGUUUCAAAGAAGCAAUUUAAUGUUUUCCAUAAGGUGAACAGUUUGUCAGCAGAGUGUUCAGAAAAAUACUCUAUUAACACUAACGGCAUGUUAGAUGGUUUGUAGUUGAUAAAGGACUGUAUUCAAUUCUUACAAUAGAGUUGAAAUCAUGCAUGAUGUAAAAUGAUAAAAGGACAAAUUUCUGUUUAAUUGUUGACAGUUAUUGAAAUGCUUUCACAGCGGGCGUUGUGUGGAUUAAUGCCGCAGUCACUACAGUCAUGUUAUUAAUGUGAUGAAAACUAAUAAGUUCUCAAAUGUUUUUCCUUCAAAUCAGUUUUUUCACAGAUUGUGUUUAAAUGAUGGAUGAUGCCAAAUCUGUUGUGAAAUGAGAAAAUGAAUCUUUUUGUACAUCAGCAGUGGCUGCUGUGGUGUUGAUUAAAGCUGGUUCUACAAAAAUG
Messenger RNA from Poeciliopsis prolifica (blackstripe livebearer), 2328 nucleotides. Its product is annotated as zinc finger protein OZF-like. The transcript is spliced from 2 exons. Bases 239 to 1852 code for a protein of 537 amino acids. The record is from RefSeq and is a predicted model, not a curated record. Lineage: Eukaryota; Metazoa; Chordata; Actinopteri; Cyprinodontiformes; Poeciliidae. Gene Ontology annotation, biological process: regulation of DNA-templated transcription. Gene Ontology annotation, molecular function: DNA-binding transcription factor activity, RNA polymerase II-specific; RNA polymerase II cis-regulatory region sequence-specific DNA binding.